Messenger RNA from Scheffersomyces amazonensis, 2499 nucleotides. RefSeq names its product putative allantoate permease. The transcript has a single exon. Gene Ontology annotation, cellular component: membrane. Gene Ontology annotation, biological process: transmembrane transport. The coding region runs from base 377 to 2053 and encodes 558 amino acids. Lineage: Eukaryota; Fungi; Ascomycota; Pichiomycetes; Serinales; Debaryomycetaceae. Gene Ontology annotation, molecular function: transmembrane transporter activity. The record is from RefSeq and is a predicted model, not a curated record.
AAAGUUAAUUUAUUUCAAAAUUGAUUAUUUCUUUGUAUAAUUGGCAUCAUUUUGACCCUUAAUUUCAUCAUUUUUUCUUAAUAGCCAUUCAUAACGAUAGCAAUUGCUCUGAUAUACAAUUAAAACUGAGUUACAUUUCAUAAUUAGACUUUCUCUUAACUAGAUAUUUUCUUGGAUAAGGUCGUAUUUUAUCUUGUUCUAUAUAUAGCUAGUGCCACAACAAUUUGGUAGCAAUUUUCACGUGACCAAAAAUCUUGGCAGCCAUUAAAAUUUUGCAGUCAAUAUAAGUUUAUAAAUACUCUUUCUUGUCCCCAUGAGGCCUGUAUUAACUACUUCUUAACUAAUAAGUAUAGUAUAAUUAAGUAAACUGGUUAGUAUGGUAGCAAAAGAUUCUGAUUUAAAACAUUCAGUCGUGGAAGAAGUAGUCUCACCAAAGGUUACUGAAUCAAAGGAUGAAAAGAAAGCUCUUGAUUCCACUGAUAUAGAAUCAACUACUUCUUCGAUAUCCACUAAUGAUCUGAACAACCCUUUCUUGGAUCCUGUCGUUGCAGAACAUUAUCGUUCAGUUUAUGAGAAUGCCAAAUAUGAGUGCCGUGGUGCUUUUGAUCCUCAUUUUGUUUGGGAACCUGAAGAAGAGAAACGUAUUCUUAGAAAAUUGGAUUUCAGGGUCGCAUUUAGUGCUUGUCUUAUGUUUGCUUCUUUACAAAUUGAUAGAGGAAAUCUUAGUCAGGCUGUAACUGAUAAUUUGUUGAAUGAUUUGAACUUAACUACAAAUGAUUUCAAUACAGGUAAUACUAUAUUCUUCGUUUCAUUCUUAUUGGCUGAAUUACCAUCCCAAAUGAUUUCCAAGGCAUUAGGACCAGACAUUUUUAUUCCGAUUCAAAUUUGUGCUUGGAGUAUAGUGGCAAUGAGUCAGGGUGCCUUAAGUGGAAAAACGUCUUUCUUUAUUACCAGAUGUCUAAUUGGAGCUAUCGAAGGUGGUUUCAUUGCUGACUUGGUGUUAUGGUUAAGUUAUUUUUACACCAGUAAGGAAUUACCUAUAAGAUUAUCUUGGUUUUGGACAACAUUAUCAAUAGUUCAGAUAGGUACUUCAUUAGCAGCUUUUGGUUUAUUAAGACUUAGAGGGCAUUUGAAUCUAGCUGGUUGGAGAUGGUUAUUUCUUAUUGAGGGUGCAGUAACUUUGUUAAUUGGAAUUGCUGGAUUCUAUCUUAUGGUUCCCUCGGCUGUUCAGACUAGGAACUGGAUGCAUCCAAAAGGGUGGUUUACUGCAAGAGAAGAAAAGAUUGUUGUUAAUCGAGUAUUAAGAGAUGAUCCAAGUAAAGGUGAUAUGCACAAUAGACAGCCUUUAACUCUUAGAAUGAUUUGGAAAUCUUUAUCUGAUUAUGACUUAUUUCCACUUUAUGCAAUUGGAAUUUUAGCUUAUGCACCAGUAGCCACAAUAUCUUCAUAUCAAACAUUGAAUUUAAGACAAUUGGGCUUUUCAACUUUCAAUACAAAUUUAUUAACUAUUCCGGGAGAUUUUAUCCAUAUUUUGUUUCUUUUAUUUAUUACCUGGUUAUCGGAAAGAGUUGAUAACAGAACUUUAGUAUGUUUCAGUUUACCAUUUUACUCUGUCCCCUUAGUUGCCGUAUUAGCUUUCUGGCAAGGUACCAUGAAGAAUGUUUGGGGAACCUGGGCAGUUACUACUUUAGUAUUAGGAGGACCAUAUAUCCAUGCUAUUUUAGUAGCUUGGGUUUCAAGGAAUUCCUAUUCCAUUAGGAGUAGAUCCGUUGCCAGUGCUGUUUAUAAUAUGAUGGUUCAAUUAGGUCAGAUAUACUCGAGAAAUAUUUAUAGGCAAGAUGAUAAACCCCUUUAUAGAAGAGGUAAUAGUCAAUUAUUUGCUUUAGCUGUUGUUAUGUUUCCGGUUCUCUUAUUCACGAAACUUUACUAUGUGUACAGAAACAAACAGAAAGAAGCUCGUUGGAAUGCUAUGACUCCAGAAGAGAGAGAACAUUACAUCAAGAAUACCACAGACGAAGGUAACAAAAGAUUAGACUUUAAAUUCUCUCAUUAGAUAAAUUGAUGCUUAAUUUUAUAUUUAUUCUGAACUAUGUGUGUUAUUUAUUUAAAGGAUAUUUUUCGAAUUUUAUUGAUAAUUUUGAUAUUGCAUUUUUAUAUCAUUUUGAUUGAUCGCAGUAUACUGUUAAGCAUAAAAACAGCGUAAACUAAAAAAUUGAUUAAAAGUUAACGAGAAGUUAACGAUUUAGAAAGUAUUCAAAUCUUAUUUGAAUCGUGGAAGUCUUUGCCAGCAUAUCUAGCAUACUGUUCUAAAUUGUCUUCAAUUCUAAUAAUUUGAUUGUACUUAGCAAAUCUUUCAGAUCUGGCAGGAGCGCCAGAUUUUACUUGAGCCGUUCUCAAUCCGACUGCUAAAUCUGCAAUAGUAGUAUCUUCUGUUUCCCCAGAUCUAUGAGAAACUUGAACUCCCCAGCCUGCAUCGUAGGCAAUCUUUGCGGCAUCAAU